Molecule: messenger RNA, 2848 nt
Organism: Gasterosteus aculeatus aculeatus (three-spined stickleback)
Lineage: Eukaryota; Metazoa; Chordata; Actinopteri; Perciformes; Gasterosteidae
Product: E3 ubiquitin-protein ligase TRIM21
Molecular function (GO): zinc ion binding; protein binding
Source: RefSeq, a predicted model, not a curated record
UUCCUGAGGGGAGGAGAAUGUGAAAGUAAACUUAGUGUGAGUGACGCAGAGCUGCAGUCCAGAUGAGUUUCUCUCUAAAGAAACAACUAAAUCCACUAGCUUUUCAUCAACGAUCUGCGACAAAUUCUGAGUGUCGAUAUGUCUGCUGCCAGCUGUCUGCUGACUGAAGAUCAGUUCCUGUGCUCCAUCUGUCUGGACGUGUUCACUCAUCCAGUCACCAUUCCAUGUGGACACAACUUCUGUAAAGCCUGCAUCACCGGCCACUGGAACGUUAAUGCCCCGCCUAACUGUCCCAACUGUAAAAAGCUUUUCUGCACCAGACCUGAGCUGCAGGUCAACACGUUCAUCUCUGAGAUGGCUGCUCAGUUCAGACUGUCAGCUCAGCAGAAAGCCAGCAGCAGCAGCUCAGAGCAACGAGCUGCCCAACCAGGAGAAGUUCCAUGUGACGUCUGCACUGGAACCAAAGUGAAGGCCCUCAAGUCCUGCCUGGUGUGUCUGGUCUCCUACUGUGAGGCUCACCUGGAGCCUCAUCUGACUACGUCAGGUCUGAAGAAACAUCAGUUGAUGGACCCUGUGGAGAACCUGGAAGGCAGGAUGUGUACGAAGCACGAUAAACUGCUGGAGGUGUACUGUAAGACCGACCAGAUGUGUGUCUGCAUGCUCUGCACUGUUGCAGACCACAAGAACCAUGAUGUUGUUCCUCUGAGAGAAGAAUAUGAAGGGAAGAAGGAAGAGCUUGGAAGGACUGAGGCUGAAGUCCAGCAGAUGAUCCAGAAGAGACUACUGAAGAUUCAGGAGAUCAAACACUCAGUGGAGCUCAAUGAGGAAGCAGCAAACAGACAGGUAGCAGAAGGUGUCCUGGUCUUCAGCACUCUGAAGGAGUCUGUUGAGAGAAGCCAGGCGGAGCUCAUCAACAGUAUCGACGAGAAGCAGAGAAAGACAGCGAAACAGGCUGAAGGCUUCAUCAAAGAUCUGGAACAGGAGAUCUCUGAGCUGAAGAAGAGAAGCACUGAGGUGGAGCAGCUCUCACACUCUGAAGACCACCUCCACCUCCUCCAGAGCUUCAAGACCCUGAAAACUGCUCUACCCACCAAGGACUGGACAGGAGUCAGAGUCAGUGCACCUUCACAUGAGGGGACUGUUGUGAGAGCUGUGAAUCAGCUGCAGGAGAUGCUCAGUAAACAGAUGAAGGAGCUGCUGGAGGUCGAGCUGAAGAGAGUCCAGCAGUCUGCAGUGGAUGUGACACUCGAUCCCGAUACAGCACAUCCUAACCUCCUCCUGUCUCAUGAUGGAAAACAAGUUAAACAUGGAGAUGUAAAGAAGAAUCUCCCCGACAACCCAGAGAGAUUUAAUCAGUGUGUUAUUGUCUUAGGAAAGCAGCGUUUCUCUUCAGGUAGAUUUUACUACGAGGUUCAGGUUAAAGGGAAGACUGAGUGGUGGUUAGGAGUGGCGAGAGAGUCCAUCAACAGGAAGGGACACGUCUCACGGACUCCCCAGGACGGCUACUGGACCAUUCGCUUGGUGAAUGAACUGAACGGGUACUUGGCUUGUGAUGACCCUCCAGUCGAUCUCUCUCUGGAGUCCCGGCCCGGGAAGGUGGGGGUGUUUGUGGAUUACGAGGAGGGUCUGGUCUCCUUUUAUGACGUUGAUGCUGCAGCUCUGAUCUACUCCUUUACUGGCUGCUGCUUCACUGAGAAACUCUACCCAUACUUCAAUCCAUGUCUUAAUAAUUAUGGUACAAACUCUGCUCCUCUGAUCAUCUCUGCUGUCAAUCGCAGUAGCUUGUCCUCUCUCUCUGCUUGGACACCUUUCCACAAGUGUUUCGCCUCCAAUUGAAGCUCCUGCAAAAUGGCGAAUUUAAAGAGUGGAGCCCCGGAACACAAACUAUAGUAAAAGAUUAUAGUAUAGUAUAAAUUGUUACAUUGAUAAAAUAUGAUAUAUGAAAAAGAAAUCUAAAUGUUUACAGUUUUUUUCGGAUUCAAUAAUGAAAAGAUGGAAUGACCGUUCAUUAUUAAUUAUUUGGAUUAGCCGAGGGUGCAGGUGUGAUAUAUAGCGAAGUGAGUCAGUUGGCAACAGGACGGUAAAUGUGUAGGCAUAUUAUAUUAAUGCAUAUUGUGUGAUUAUUAUGUAAUUAAAGCGUGGAAUGUAAUGGGAAAAAUAUAUGUAACCCUUCAAUGUUGUCUUGUUGUCUAUUGUCGUACUGUCUGCUGUCACGCACCAACCGCCACCAUCCUUGUAUGUCUGACAUAUUAUGGUAAUAAAUGUUUCCUGAUUCCUGAUCCUGAAAUGUUUCAUUGUACAAACAGUUUAUAGAUUGUAGGUGUAGGAGUUGUGUGGGAAAGCAUUGAGCUGAAGUGUCUCACACUGAUGAGAUGUCUCCAGAUGUGUCCAGAUGUGUCCAGUCUCCUUUAGGGUAACAACAAGUGGGUUCACAUGUGUUGGAUGUAAGCGCGUUUCUUUUGGUGCCACCAGUCUGGACUGAGGUAUAAGAACUGCUCUGCCUUGUAUGUAGAAAAAAGACAUAUUCUUUUCAGUCUGCUGAGCACGUAGCUGUUGGGACAUUUUUUUCCCUUGCAGGCAAAUAAACAGAAAGACAUAUUUGAUUCAGAGGUUUUACCUUUCACUCCCUGUUUGGUCUUUGUUCAAGCAGCCAGAGUGGCACAGUCUAAUACUUCUCAAUACCGACCAAAGACCUCUUCUAGUUUGGUUUUGUUAAAACCUGAUGGAGGUUUUCAUCUCGGAACUGAGACAAGUGAUCUAGCUCGGCUUGUCUGGUCUGCUGUUUGACAUGAACAGAUAGGAGCCUAUAAGCUUAAGCUUGAUGGUGUAAAAUAAAGGGGCUCCCUCU